AUGGUCAAGCACUGGUCCUUUGGGUUGUUUCCGAUCUAUCAGUGCAUGAGCCAGGUCAGCGAGAAGGCUGCAGGAGUGCUGACACAGCAUUUCCUGGGAAUGACCUAUGAGACCUGGCCCUUGUACUACCUGAAGAUCAGCUUAUCAUCCAGCAAUCCCAAGAUUAUUUGGAUGGACUGUGAAAUUCAUGCACAAUGGAUUGCCCCUGCUUUUUGCCAGUGGUUUCUGAAAGAAGGCAGUAUUCUACUCAAUGAUAAAGACAAUGCAAGUACCAGCAGGCUCCUUAAGGAACUAGACUUACUUGUGCUUCCAGUCCUGAACACCAAUGGUUAUAUCUAAACUUGGACAACAGCAUGGGCACCUAAUUAUAGUGGCACAUGCUUUGGAACAGAUCUCAAUUGGAACUUCAGUGUCUCCUGGUGCAUUGGCACAUCCAUAAACUGCCAAGAUGUAAUAUCCUGUGGGAUAGAACCAAUGUCGGAACCAGAGACUAACUCCAUCUCAAGCCUUAUAGAAAGCAAAAAAAAAAAAAAAAACCUGUGCUUCCUGACCAUGUGCUUCUAUGGGCAGCUCAUUCUCACACCAUAUGGCUACCCCCAAAAUAAACCAAGUAACUACGAGAAACUAAUUCAAGUUGGACAGAAGGCAGAAAGCACACUGAAAGCAAAGCAUGGAACCAAUUAUAGAGUUGGAUCGAGUGCAGAUAUUUUAUAUGCUGUCAGGGUCCUCAAAAGACUGGGAUGGAGACAUUGGGAUCCCCUUCUUGUACACAUUUGAGCUAAUGGACAAUGGUACCUAUGGCUUUGCUCUGAUCUAGUGCAUAUGCGAGGAGACCAGGGAUACCAUUUUCUUACUCCUUGAUGAUGUGUAUGAGAAUUGCUGGCCUACCAACAGUGCCAGAAAGGAGGCAAUCACAAUCUCGGCAUUAACCAUGGUGUACUCUUUCACAUCUCUCCAUUAAGAGUGUCCUACCCUAGCUGGCUUAGCCCCAGUGACAGGGAUGUGGUUUAGGGUGAGAGUGUGUGUUGUACAGAAACCAAACCCUGGAACUAAAAAUGCUCUAUAUUCUAAUAAAGAGUCAUGCU
Arvicanthis niloticus (Nile rat) is the source of this 1085-nucleotide messenger RNA. NCBI's taxonomy places the organism in Eukaryota, Metazoa, Chordata, Mammalia, Rodentia, Muridae. The record is from RefSeq and is a predicted model, not a curated record.